Molecule: messenger RNA, 4213 nt
Organism: Beta vulgaris subsp. vulgaris (sugar beet)
Lineage: Eukaryota; Viridiplantae; Streptophyta; Magnoliopsida; Caryophyllales; Amaranthaceae
Product: protein FAR-RED IMPAIRED RESPONSE 1
Exons: 10
Coding region: 141-2705 (854 amino acids)
Biological process (GO): regulation of DNA-templated transcription
Molecular function (GO): zinc ion binding
Source: RefSeq, a predicted model, not a curated record
AAUAUCUAAGAAUCUAAAAUUUGUUUUCUACAAUUAAAUCUAGUAAUGAUAAAUAAUUACCAUUUACCAAUACCCUUACCCUAACCAACUCUAAACCUCUCAGCUUCCCUCACUCAUAUGGAAUUCUGAGGAUCGAAUUGAUGAAGUUCGUUCCAGAGAAAGACUGUCAAAACUCGCUAAUGGACUUGCUAACGAAGGAUAGUCACCCUGGUGUUGCUGGUAGUUUUAUUGAUCAAAGGGCUGAUAUAUGUCAUGCAGAAGGGGGUAGUAGAAAUAUGGCUGAUCUAGUUAAUGUGGUACAUGAUCGAGAUGUAGGAACUGUUGCCUCUGCGUCGAGCAGUUUUCUACUUGAAGGAGACAUUGAUAUUGGUCCUGACAAGGAUCUUCAGUUUGAGUCGCAUGAAGCUGCAUACAAAUUCUACCAAGAAUAUGCCAAAUCUAUGGGAUUUACGACCUCAAUAAAGAAUAGCCGACGUUCAAAGAAAUCAAAAGAUUUUAUCGAUGCAAAGUUUGCUUGCUCCCGAUACGGGGCCACCCCAGAAUCUGAUAUUGGUAGCAGCCGGCGGCCUGGUAUCAAGAAGACCGAUUGUAAGGCUAGCAUGCAUGUUAAGAGAAACAAGUAUGGGAAGUGGGUCAUACACGAGUUCAUAAAAGAGCAUAACCACGAACUUUUACCAGCCCUUGCAUAUUAUUUUCGUAUACACAGAAAUGUGAAAAUGGUUGAAAAGAAUAACAUUGAUAUACUUCAUGCUGUUAGCGAACGAACAAAAAAGAUGUAUGUUGAUAUGUCAAGACAGUCUGCUAGUUUUCUAAAUGAUGGAUUCCUAAGGGAUGCACAUGGUUCUCAGUUUGAUAAAGGAAAUCAGUUGGUUUUAGAUGAAGGGGAUGCCCAAUUUUUACUUGAUUAUUUCAUGUGUGUUAAGAAAGAAAAUCCUAAAUUCUUUUAUGCUGUACAUUUGAAUGAAGAACAGUAUCUUAGGAAUUUCUUCUGGGUUGAUGCUAAAAGUAGGAGUGACUAUUCAAGUUUCAGUGAUGUUGUCUCUCUUGAUACCUCUUAUAUAAGGACAAACGACAAGUUGCCACUCGUUCUCUUUGUAGGAGUGAACCAUCACUUCCAGACUAUGUUGCUUGGCUGUGCCUUGAUUGCAGAGGAAUUGACGUCAACAUUUGUUUGGCUACUGAAGACUUGGGUCAGAGCAAUGGGAGGGGGUGCACCUCAGGUGAUUAUUACUGAUCAGCAUCCUUCUAUAAAGUCUGCCAUCCAGGAAAUCUUCCCUGAUACGCGUCAUUGUUUUCAUCUAUGUAAUGUUCUGGAGAAAGUUCCAGAAAAUCUUGCACACGUCACUAGACGACAUGAAAAUUUUCAUAGAAAAUUCAAUAAGUGCAUAUUUAAGUCAUGGUCCGAUGAACAGUUUGAGUUGAGAUGGUGGAAAAUGGUUACUAGGUUUGAUCUUCAGGAAGAUGAUUGGGUAAGGUCAUUGUACGAAGAUCGUAAGAAGUGGGUUCCUCUGUAUAUGAGUGGUAUAUUCUUGGCAGGAAUGUCCCCUGCACAUCGUUCUGAAAGUGUAAAUUCAUUUUUUGAUAAAUACAUUCAAAGGAAACUUACUUUGAAAGAGUUCGUUAAACAGUAUGGUGUAGUUCUACAAAAUAGGUAUGAAGAAGAGGCAAUAGCAGAUUUUGAUACAUUGCACAAGCAACCUGCACUGAAGUCUCCUUCACCCUGGGAGAAGCAAAUGUCAAUUAUAUAUACACAUGCAAUAUUCAAAAAAUUUCAGGUCGAAGUUCUGGGUGUGGUUGGUUGUCAUCCUAAAAAAGAAGGUGAAGAUGGGACAUCUAUAACUUAUCGAGUGGAAGACUGUGAAAAGGCUGAAACUUUUUUUGUGGCAUGGGAUGAAACAAAGUCUCAGGUAUCUUGUUUGUGCCGUUCAUUCGAGUACAAAGGUUUUUUGUGUAGACAUGCAAUGCUUGUUCUCCAAAUUUGUGGUAUCUCUAGCAUACCAUCUCAGUACAUAUUGAGGAGGUGGACAAAAGAUGCAAAAACCAGGCAAUUAAUGGUAGAAGGAACUGAGAGAUUGCAGACCAGGGCACAGCGCUAUGUGUCCUUGUGUAAGCAAGCCAUUGGAUUGAGUGAAGAAGGAUCAUUAACUCAAGAUAGUCACAGCAUUGCCCUGCGAACAUUGGUGGAUACUUUGAAAAAUUGUGUUAGUAUGAAUAACAUCCACAGAAGCGCUACUGAACUUGGGGACUCUUAUUGUGCUCAUGAUAUUGUUCAAACAUUCCAGGAAAAUAUAUCAACUAGAACAAGCAAAAAAAAGAAUGUGGUGAAGAAGAGAAAGGUAGCUUCAGAAACAGAUGUAAUGCUGACUGAUGCCGAAGACAACUUGCAUCAUAUGGAAAAUCUAAGCUCUGAUGGAAUAUCACUCAAUGGUUACUAUGGUUCCCAACCAAAUGUGCCAGGACUGGUACAACUAAACUUAAUGGAGCCACCACAUGAUAGUUACUAUGUUGAUCAAGAAAGUAUGCAAGGGCUGGGACAAUUAAACUCCAUAGGACCAAACCAUGAAGGAUUUUUUGGGGCUCAACAAAGUGUUCAUGGGCUGGGGCAUUUGGAUUUUCGUCCAUCUUCUAGCUUCUCUUAUAGUUUACAGGAUGAACAUAAUUUAAGAUCUACAGAGUUACGUGGAGAUGCUUCUAGACACACAUGAGAAAGAAUUAUCUUCCUUCAUUGGUCAACUUGUAGACAUCUGCACAAGAUAGCUUCCAUACUAUAUGAGAAUGGUUCCAGAGGAAGCUGGAUGAGGAAUAAUGACAAUGCGGGAUGAAGGUCAUCAACCAAAAAGGGUGAUUUGCUUAUCUGGGUCUAAGAUUAGAAGAUGGUGCCCAAUCUUGGGUUUAUGCAUGUAGACUUUGUUUGUCAGAGUGAUAUGGCUGUAGAGUUCAUGUGAUAUUUAUAUGGAGUAAAUACAAAAAUUUCGCCUCAGGUACUUCACUACUUGCUCUCCCCUUUCUCUAUGUUCCUCUCUAAAGCAAACAUGCUUCUUGCCCAUUUUGAUAUUGAAGGAGUAUAUAUAUAUAUAUAUAUUGGUUUCUCAAUUUGACCCUAUUGUUAUCUUCUUUGAAAGUUAUUGAUCAUCUCAUGGGGGUCCUAAGUUUGCAUGGCAUUGCUCUAUCCUUGUCUGAAAAUGCAAAUUUAUGAUUUUUGUCAGAUUUCUCCAUUAUAUUGACUUGUCAAUAAUCUAUCUCUUAUGAGCUUCUGCUGAUUCCUUUGAGUAGCCACUUUGAAAAUUUCAUGUGUAUCUUUCCUUGAUUGCUAGUUUUAGAUUACAAUAUGGAAUGGAUUUAGUGGAAUAUUACAGCCAAAAUAUGUUUGCUUGCAAGAGUGAUGAGUACCUGUUUCUUAGGCCUUAGCUGGCGGAGAUGCAACUUAGAACUAUGCAUACUAUGCAUUUCCAUAAGAUACUUCCGCUCAAAACUAUUCAUGGAACUACGAAUUUGAGCUUGAAAAAGUAAGUAUACAAAGUAGCCUUUAUAAAUUACUCCAUCCAAACUUUUGAUGGUACAAUAAUCGUAGACAGUAGACACUUAUUUAGGCAAAGAAGGGAGAGGGAGUGUUGUGGGGUAGAAUAAGGGUAAGUUUACUGUGACAUCUUUCUUUGUUGGAAAGAGGAGAAGGAGAGAUAAAGUUGUAAAAUGGGGUGGGUUGAGGUAAAAUAAUAGUAAUAAACAUUGCCAAAAGUACAAAUAGUAAAAGUGUAACUAUCAAAAAGGAAUGGAUAUAAAUGGAAAAUGUAAAUGUCAAUAAAAAGAAUAAACGGAGUAUGUUUUUAAUCAAUCUAUUAACAAAAUUUAAGGAUAAUCAUAAUACUAGUUGAGGAACCUUUUUGUUAUAAUGACGAUAAUAAAGCAAUGAAUAAAGAAUAAUGGAGACAAGAAUUAACGUGGUUCACUAACAAUGUGUUAGGCUGUUAGCUACAUCCACAUAGGAUAAAUGUUUUAUUAUCAUCUUUAGGGGAGAGUACAAAUUACAGAAUAUGGAGGCACAAGAUAAUUACAAGGUAUAUAUAUAGUACCCUUCUAAUUAAUCUAAAUAGAUGGGAAACUAGACCCCCGUGUUUGGUUAAUCCUAAUGCCAAUAAUUCAAGGCAUAGUUUGACACUUUGAGCUGCACGAGAAAAAUUAAACUCGGACGGUCAAAAGAACAUGAAAAAAUAAA